GUUUAUGUGCAUUUGUAUCCCAUACCAAGAUGUCUUCAAAGAGAAAGAACCCCAGUUCAGCCGAAGGAAGUAGAAAGAAGCAAAGGAAAGUAAUCAGUCUCAAUUUGAAGAUGAAGAUCAUCAAAGCAUACGAGGCCGGGAAGAAGGUGACUAAAAUAGCACGAGAAGAAGGCCUGGCCCAUUCCACCAUUUCUGCUAUUUUGAAGGAUAAGGCAAGAAUCAGAGAGGCGAUGAAAGGAUCAGCAGGAAUCAACACAACUAUAAUAAGGCAGCGAAAAGGCCUCAUCCAUGAAAUGGAAAAACUCCUAAUACUUUGGAUCGAAGAUCAGAUACAGAAGAGGAUGCCGGUCAGCCUUCUUCUCAUCCAGGCUAAGGCACGCAGCAUUUUCACGAUGCUGAAGGAACGAGCAGGUGAGGAGUGCACCGAAACAUUUACUGCCAGCCGUGGCUGGUUUAUGCGGUUUCAGCAACGAUUCCAUUACCAGAAAACACACACGUCCGGGGAAGCUAAAAGUGCUGACGAGGCAGUUACCAAACGUUUUCUGGACGAACUUGAUGAUACCAUAGCAGAAGGGAACUAUUUGCCCGAACACAUAUUCAAUGUGGAGGAAACUGGGUUGUACUGGAAAAGAAUGCCGGAGCAGACCUACAUACACAAAGAGGCCCAAGCAACGCCUGGACGUAAAGCGUUGAAGGAUAGAGUAAGCUUACUAUUGGGCGGAAAUGUCGCCGGAUUGAAGCUGAAGCCAUUUCUGAUCCACAAAUCAGAUCACCCUUCUGUGCUCCAAAACAUAAGCAAGGACACCCUGCCCGUUUAUUACCGAUCCAAUUGGAAGGCCUGGAUGACACUAGUCCUGUUCGAGGAUUGGUUUACGAAUUGCUUCAUUCCCCAAGUAAUGGAAUAUUGCUGGGAAAAGGGAAUUCCUUUUAAAAUUCUGCUGCUCCUGGACAACGCACCGGGACAUCCCCCACAUCUCGACAGCCUCCACCCCGAUGUGAAGGUUGUUUAUCUACCCAAAAACAGCAGCCCUCUCCUACAGCCGAUGGACCAGGGGGCCAUCUCGGCAUUCAAGGCGUACUAUUUGCAUGCAACGUUUGCCAAAGCCGUAGCCGCAACACAGGAUGAUGGGGUAACGUUGCGCGAGUUUUGGGAAGGCUACAAUAUCCUCCAUUGUAUUGAAAACAUCGCAGCAGCGUGGCAGGAGGUUAGUGUGAAAUGCAUGCAAGGGAUUUGGACCAAGUGCUUAAAACGUUUUGCUGCUCGUGUAAAUAAUUUUGAAGGAUUGGACCAAAAUGAACAUUUGGAUGAAAUAAAUACGAAAAUUCUGACACUCACGAAAUCCCUCGAUUUGGAGGUUGAUGCUGAAGAUGUGAAAAAUUUGAUAGCCUACACUGAGGGAGAGCUUUCAAAUGAAGAUUUAAUUGAACUGAAAGAAGAAUUGGAAGCACAGAUGGUUGAGGAAGAAGAAGAAGAAAAAGAGAAAGAAAAAGAAAAAGAAAAAGUAGUAGAAAAACAAAUUGUAGAAGUUAAGCCCAAAACAUUCAGUGUGAAAAGAUUGGCUGGUGUUUUCACGGGUGUUAACAAAAUUUUAUCAGAAUUAGAAAGUAUGGAUCCAAAUGUAGAACGGUUUAGAAAGGUACAUUGGGAAAUGCGUGAAAUUUUGAAGUGUUACCGUGAAAUAUAUGAAGAAAAAAAGAAAAAAAUCGUGGAAACCAAGCAGAGUGGGUUCUAUAAGAAAGUUACUCCUUCCCCAGCUCUGCUUCCCCCCCUAUUGCCCUCCCCAUCCACAGGAGUAGAACUCCCCAACGAUCCCCAGCCAUCAACCAGCUAUGCCAGCGUAUCCGACGUUUCUGAAAACACAGAAAAAAAUGAACCUUUCGAUGGAUUUAUAUCCAAUUUUAUGUUUACAGAAACCCGAAAUGAUACGAUACUAAAAUCUCCCAAAUUGGAGGAAGAGGCCUUGGAUAUUGUGAAGGUGAAGCUUCCCCUGGAGAUGAAGCAAGAGAAUGAUGGGGAGGCCAACUAG
Molecule: messenger RNA, 2027 nt
Organism: Candoia aspera
Lineage: Eukaryota; Metazoa; Chordata; Lepidosauria; Squamata; Candoiidae
Product: tigger transposable element-derived protein 1-like
Exons: 2
Coding region: 30-2027 (665 amino acids)
Cellular component (GO): nucleus
Molecular function (GO): DNA binding
Source: RefSeq, a predicted model, not a curated record